Pongo pygmaeus (Bornean orangutan) is the source of this 2117-nucleotide messenger RNA. RefSeq names its product poly(A) binding protein cytoplasmic 1 like 2B (gene PABPC1L2B). Gene Ontology annotation, molecular function: RNA binding. Lineage: Eukaryota; Metazoa; Chordata; Mammalia; Primates; Hominidae. Bases 542 to 1144 code for a protein of 200 amino acids. The transcript has a single exon. The record is from RefSeq and is a predicted model, not a curated record.
AUCGGGUCUGCGUUCCGGCACCCACCCGCCCUCCUGCCCUCCCCCGCCUCUCCGUCCCCCAGCUCGCGGGAAGGGAGGUCGCGGCAGCGGCCCGGCGGCAGCGGCGACCGUGGCGACAGCAGCGACAGUGGCGGCGGCGGUGGCGGCAGCGGCUGCGGCGGCGGCGGAGGCUGCGGCGGCGACCGUGGCAGAGGCGGUGGCGGAGGCCUCCGUGGCGGAGGCGGAAGCAGAGGUAGAGGCUGAGGUGGAGGCCGAGGCCUCAAUAGAGGAGGCAGCAUCGGAGGCCACCCCGGGGGAGGCGGAGGCCGCCCGGGUGGCAACGGUGGUGGCGGUGGCGGAGGGCAGCGCCGCCGCCGCCGCAGCGGAGGCUGCGGGGCCCCCCUUGGGGGAGACGGAUGCGGAUGCGGAUGCGGAUGCGGAUGCGGAUGCGGAUGCGAAGCUGGCGGCCGAGGUGGCGGCCGAGGUGGCGGCUGCUGCGGCCGCCGCGGAUGCAGAUGCGGAUGAGGCCCUCGGGGACUGGGAGGGGAACCCAGAUUUUCCGAUGGCCUCCCUGUACGUGGGCGACCUGCACCCUGAGGUGACCGAGGCAAUGCUGUACGAGAAGUUCAGUCCAGCUGGGCCCAUCCUCUCCAUCCGCAUCUGCAGGGACAAGAUCACCCGCCGCUCAUUGGGCUACGCGUAUGUCAACUACCAGCAACCGGUGGACGCCAAGCGGGCCCUGGAGACCCUGAACUUUGAUGUCAUAAAGGGCAGGCCAGUGCGCAUCAUGUGGUCCCAGAGGGACCCGUCGCUCCGCAAGAGCGGGGUGGGCAACGUCUUCAUCAAGAACCUGGGCAAGACCAUCGACAACAAGGCGCUGUACAACAUCUUCUCGGCGUUCGGCAACAUCCUCUCCUGCAAAGUGGCCUGUGACGAAAAGGGGCCCAAGGGCUACGGGUUCGUGCACUUCCAAAAGCAGGAAUCUGCGGAGCGGGCCAUCGAUGUGAUGAAUGGCAUGUUCCUGAACUACCGCAAAAUUUUCGUCGGGAGAUUCAAGUCGCAUAAAGAACGAGAGGCCGAAAGGGGAGCCUGGGCCAGGCAGUCCACUAGUGCUGACGUCAAGGAUUUCGAGGAAGACACCGACGAGGAGGCCACCUUGCGAUGAAGACAUCCCAGGAGCUAGCCAGCCAGCAGAGCCAAACCUUGGCUCACACCCGGUUUACAACCCCCCACCCCCAGCCCUCCCCCCGCCAACCCACCAGCAGUGUAUUUAUUGUGUUGGGAGUGCAGGUCUCUCUCUCCCUCUCUCCCCCUCUCUCUCCCCGCUUCCUAUUUUCUCCCUCCACCUCUCCUCUCCUUCCCUUCCUCUCCCCCGCCCACCCCUACCAAGGGCGUUGUGAAUAAUCUUACUAAUCUGUGCCAUUUGUAGGUUAAAGGCUGCCUCUUCUCCCUGUGGUUUGGUUUAAAAAGCAUUUUCAUUCUCUCUUUGUUUACUGCGCAGGUGAUACAAUUUCAUGGUAGCAUCAUCAGAAAGGAGAAGGAUAUCAGAUGAGGGAAGAAACAAGAGAGUAAUUGCUCCCCUGGUCCUACUCCCCAGAGAGAACCACUUUUACCUUUUUGGUGUGCUGCUUUUCCAGGCUCUCUUCUCUCCCUCUCUCUCCUUUGCUCACCCCCACCCCGCCUUCCCUUUUAACACACUGUUAUAGAAUGGUUCAUGUACGUGGUGUUUCUUAACCUGCUUUUUCAGCAACUAAAACCAAACAAAAAUCAACCCAUUGAACUUCUUUCCAUGUUACCAACAGGCUUAUGAAACGUCAUCUUCAGUGCCUGCAGAGUGCUUCAGUGUAUCCGUGGACCUUAACAUUUCUGUAAUCAUUCCCGCAUUGUUGGACAUUCAGGUGGUGCCUAGUUCUUUCCCUGUGUUUAAGACCAACAUUGCGUGCUCUGUGCUUUGAUGAGUGAAUCCAAUCUUUGCUAGCAUCCCGGUGGUCUCCUUAACUGCGGACUUGCAAGAUCCACAUAUAGACAUUUUAAAGACCUUUCCUGUGUGUUGCCAAAAGGCCCCCUUCAUAAGCAUUGUACCGAUUUGCACUCGUGCCGGCCAGCGCAGCUAGUAAAGAGUAUGCCCGUUUCCCCUG